This is a messenger RNA of Microdochium trichocladiopsis, 1148 nucleotides long. RefSeq lists its product as uncharacterized. The coding region runs from base 162 to 704 and encodes 180 amino acids. The transcript has a single exon. Lineage: Eukaryota; Fungi; Ascomycota; Sordariomycetes; Xylariales; Microdochiaceae. The record is from RefSeq and is a predicted model, not a curated record.
UUGCCCGAUGCCCAUCUGUUUUGACCAGGCAGUUUAACGCCGUCUAUCUUUGCCAAGAGAAUCCAGCUUCGUUGUCCUCGUCGACCGAUUAUCGUAGCUCGUCAUGGUAAAACCAAAACGCAGAGCGUACGCCGCCUUUGGGGCGGACUCCCCGGUCAAAAAUGCGCAAGAGAAAGGUAGCAACACGAGCGAGUCCUCGGACUCACAACCCAUCCAGCAGGACGCUCAGCAGUUCCCCGCGACGGUCACACUGCAGACGAGCAAGAAAGCCGUGCUCAAGUUUGCCUAUGCUCACAACGAGGACAAGGCCUACACCAAAGAGAAGAAGACGACCACGGCGACGAUCCACAAGCUCGACGAUAUCACGGCCUAUGACAUCUCGGACCAGGAAGAGGGCGCGCUCUGGGACAUUGAGAUCGAGCGGCUGCUCAAGGCGGUCGGGACCCGCGAGGCCAUGGCCACGAACUAUGCCAAGGUCGUCGAGUUUCCCGAGCCCGCCACCGAGCGGUCUUUCGACAGCCUGGCCAACCUGGCGGACCAGCUGCUCAUCAACCUGCACAUCUGCCGUGUCGACAACGGGACCGUGCUGUACGAGCUGUCCAACGAGGACCACAACGACCAGGAGUACCAGAACAGCUUCCGGAUCCUGUCGGACCGGCAGGAGGCCGACUCCAAGGACAAGCCGGCGGCCGAGGCGCGCGUGAGCGACACAGACCUCGUGCAGUACUGCGCGCUCGUGGACACGGCGACGCUCGUGUGCUGCCGGAUGGCGGUGGCCGGGUUCGAGGACAAGGACUGGCACGCGCUGGUCAUUGCGUCGCUGGCAAAGUACUCGGCCAAGCUGAAAGUGCUGGCCAUGGACCCCGGCCGGUUCACGCAGCGGAGCAUCAACAUGGCCGGUCGGUCGAAGCAGUACAAGACGAUGCUGGACGGGAUCGGCAACACCCUCCGGCGGAUGCAGGAGCGCUCCAGCCAGUGGAAGUCGGCGGGCGGCAAGAGGAGGAAGAAGAAGGACGGCGGAGACAAGGGAGACAGCAACGAUGCGGACAACAAGGACGACGACGAUGACGAUGAUGAUGACGACGACGACUACUACUACGGAUACGACUACGAAGCUGGCAUGGGCGCAGGGUACGGAUACUAUGGCC